This is a messenger RNA of Chiloscyllium plagiosum (whitespotted bambooshark), 4905 nucleotides long. Its product is annotated as pre-mRNA-processing factor 39-like. Gene Ontology annotation, biological process: mRNA 5'-splice site recognition; RNA processing. The record is from RefSeq and is a predicted model, not a curated record. NCBI's taxonomy places the organism in Eukaryota, Metazoa, Chordata, Chondrichthyes, Orectolobiformes, Hemiscylliidae. Gene Ontology annotation, cellular component: U2-type prespliceosome; U1 snRNP; commitment complex. Gene Ontology annotation, molecular function: protein binding; pre-mRNA 5'-splice site binding.
CAGUCAGAGCAGUUUCCGGUUCCGGUGCCUCAGACGAUGGUGACAGGAGUAAUGGAGGCGGUGGAUAAUCCGUGGCUGGAGCCCGAGCGGAAUCCGCCGGCAUCCGCUCCAUCGGGUGAUGAUGAGCAGAAACUAUUCAACAAAAGCCGCCGCGGUGGGAGUAAUCCGUGCAUCACGCAGAAUUUGCCCACUCGGGUUCUCGGCUUGCGUGUUGAUGAGACUGCCGUGGAGGAGGCCUCUGCUGACAGCCCAAGCCCCUGUGACGGGGACACUGGAGAAGAAUCAGCAGCCAGUACUCCAGCACCGAGUGACGGAGACACUGGAGAGGAGCUAGCGGCAGAUUCCACUGCUGACACCGGGGAGGAGUCUGCAGCUGAUUCUACUGGCCCUAGUGACGGAGACUCUGGGGAAGAAUCAGCAGCUGAUUCCACAGGACCCCACGACACACGAGAGGAGUCAGCCGCAGACUCCACCGGCCCGAGUGAUGGUGACACUGGCGAGGAGUCCGCAGCAGACAGUCCUGCUCCCUGUAAUAUCGACAGGCUACUAGACACAGCAGCUGACUCCACCGGCCCAAGUGGUGGGGCCAUUAGGGAGGAGACAGCUGCUGACAGUCCUGGCCCAUGUGAUACAGACAGUGUAGAGCAGGCAGCUGCAGGUAGUCCUGGUCCAUGUGAUGGGGACACUGUCGGCGAGACUGCUGCUGAAAGCCCUGGUCCCUGUGAUACAGACACUAUGCAGCAAGGCCCUGCAGGGAGUCCUGGUCCUUGUGAUACGGACCCUGUGGGGGACGCGGCUGCUGACAGUCCUGGCCCCUGUGACACAGACACCAUAGAACAAGGAGCUGCAGGUAGCCCCGGUCCCUGUGACACAGACACUGUCAGGGGGACAGCAGCAGGUAGCCCCGGUCCCUGUGACACCGACACUGGCGUGGAGACAGCUGCAGCUAGUCCUGGCCCAUGUGAUACGGACACUGUUGGGGAGUCAGCAGCUGACAGUCCAGGUCCCUGUGAUGGAGACACGGUAGGGGGUAUGACUGCAGAUAGCCCUGGUCCCUGUGAUACGGACACUGUAGGGGAGACAGCUGCUGACAGUCUCAGCCCACGUGACCGAAAUGAAGUAGAGAAACUGGCUGCUGAAAGCCCACGUCCGUCUGGUGUUCAGAGCUCAGCCGGAGAGCUAGCUACAAGUCCCAACCCACCAAGUGACCAGGACACUGUGGCAGAGAUGGAGAUAGAUGGACUGGGUAUGGACAAGGAAACAGCCGAGGAAUCACUGGUUGCCGAGUGCACGAACAUAGACCAUGGUCAGGACGCUUUGAGUGGACUGGCAGCUGACUCUUCGAGCAGUGCGACAGCGCUGGAGGCAGUGACCCUGCUCCCCGCGAGCACCAACGGUCCAGAACACGCAAUGGACAAACUGAUCCAUCCUGACAUUGCAGACUAUAUGGCGACGGAGAGCACCACUGACUGUCUGGAUGCGUACGGGCAGGCCAGUGGUGAUUAUGGAGUCAUAGAGACUGAGGACAGUGUCCCUCCGUACCCCACCGACUUUGAGAAGUAUUGGAAAAUAGUUGAGGACAAUCCAUAUGAUUUUACAGGAUGGACAUAUGUCCUGCAAUAUGUGGAACAAGAGAAUCACAUCUGGGCCGUGCGGAAGGCAUUCGAUGCGUUCUUCGCCCGCUAUCCCUAUUGUUAUGGCUACUGGAAGAAAUAUGCCGACAUAGAGAAGCGCCUGGGGUUCACCAAAGAGGCAGAGGAGGUUUACCAGCGAGGACUCCAGUCCAUCCCACUUAGUGUCGAUCUUUGGGUUCACUACAUCACAUUCCUACAGGAGAUCCUCGAUGCUACCAAUCCUGAAACUCCUGCUAAACUCCGGAGUGUGUUUGAAAUGGCGUUGGCUGCUGCUGGCACAGACUUCCGUUCUGACCGGCUCUGGGAUCUAUAUGUGAACUGGGAGAAGGAGCAGGGUCAGCUGAAGGCUGUAACUGCCAUUUAUGACCGGGUGCUAUCAAUACCGACGCAAUUGUACAGUCACCACUUUGAGAAGUUUAAGGACCAUGUGCAGAGCUACUCACCGAAGGACAUCCUGUCCACUGACGAGUUCCUCAGACUGAGGUCAGAGGUCGUAAGCAACCUGGCGGCAGCUGAAACGGAGUGCGACGAGGGGCCCCCUGGAGAUGACCCUCCGCCCGGUGUGGGGACCACCGAUGAGGAGAAGGCUGACACCGAGCUGGAGAAGAUCCGAGCCCACCUGGCAGCCACUCGGCAUGAGAUGUACCUGCUGAAUGAGGAGGAAGUUAGCAAGAGGUGGAAUUUCGAGGAGGCGAUUAAGCGGCCAUACUUCCACGUCAAGCCCCUCGAGAGAGUGCAGCUGAAAAACUGGAAGGACUACCUGGAUUUUGAGAUUGCCAGUGGCACUAAUGAGCGGGUUCUGGUAUUGUUCGAGCGCUGUAUGAUCGCCUGUGCUCUGUACGAGGACUUCUGGAUUAAGUAUGCCAAAUACCUGGAGAACCACAGCGUCGAGGGAGUCCGCAACGUUUUCCAGAGGGCCUGCAUGGUCCACCUGCCCAAGAAGCCCACCCUGCACCUGCUGUGGGCCGCCUUUGAGGAACAGCAAGGUGACCUGGAGGAAGCCCGCCGAAUCCUCAAGUCCUUCCAGAUGGUAGUGCCAGGGCUGGCCAUGGUGCUGCUGCGGCGCGUGAGCCUGGAGCGUCGCUGCGGGCACCUGGACCAGGCAGAAGAACUCCUGCGUGAGGCCAUUGAACAGCACAGGGGCACCACCCUGGCCUCCUUCUUCUCCAUCAAGCUAGCCCGGCAACUCCUGAAAGUCCAGAAGAACAUGGCAAAGGCCCGGAAGGUGCUGCUGGAGGCUAUCGAGGGAGACAAGGACAACCCCAAGCUGUACCUCAACCUGUUGGAGCUGGAGUUCAGCAGUGACAUCCGCGUGAAUGAGGGCAACAUCUUGGGCUGCUUCGAGCAAGUGCUGGUCAGCUCUCUCCCCCUCGAAACCAAAAUUGUCUUCUCCCAGCGGAGAGUCGAAUUCCUGGAGGAUUUUGGCUGCAACGUACAGAGUUUGUUACACGCUUAUGAUGAGCAUCAGAAACUCCUCAAGCAGAACUCCAGUAAGAAGCGAGCAGCUGAGAACGGCACUGAGGAACUCGAGGAGAAGCGAGCGAGGAUGGACGAUGCCUCCACAAUCAGCACAGCAAGCACUGCCACGACCAGCACCAGCUCCACUGCCCUCAUGAGUGGCGAUGUGACCAGCAGUCAGGCAGCAUACAACUACAGCGCGUGGUAUCAGCCUUAUGGAUCGUAUGGAUAUCAGAACCCGUGGAACUACAGUCAGUAUUACCCACACAGCUGAGACGAGCCGGUGGCGUGGCUCGAAGGCGUGUGAACUAUGUACAUACUGAAAAAAAAGGGACCGAUUUCUGUUUACCCUGCCUUUUUCUAAAGCCCCUCAGCCAUAAAACACCAUCCCCAGCCCCUGAUGAGCAGGAAGAGACAGCCAGGCACUGGUAUCGAAUCCGCGAGGUGUUUUGUGUCCGUUGUGCGGUUGUGAUGUUACCCCUGAAGAAAACGACGCCCGUUUCGGGGAGACCAGGCAUCUUUUGCGUGCAGUUCCUCCUGACAGGUGUUACCGUCAGGCACCCUACCUUCCUCGCCCUCCUCUUCCUCAUGUUUAACGUGGAGAGCAAGAAGGCACGGGCAACUUUUUAAUCUGUAGAAGGGUUCGGGUAACGUUUGGUGUGUCGUUAUGUUCUCUCCAAGAUGGGGGGUUUAAGAGAGCAGGCUCCCUUGCCCCCUUACCUCCACCUGCCCUGCUUCUUUGGCCCUCCCUCCGCACUCCCCCAAGGUGGAGUCUGUACCCAAUAACCCCUGCUGAGAGUGAACAUCUGGAUUGACAUCUCAUGCUCCUUCCCUCACAGUGCACUACCAAGCAGCUGAGACAGAGCGAGAUGGGUUGGUCUUUCUGACCUGAUUUCCACAAGCCAAAGAUUUUCCUUUUCUGUAAUCUCCUUGUGGCUCCGGUGACGGCACUUGCUGCAUCCCCUGGUGGCAGCCUGCAGGUAAGUGAGCCGUUUUCCUGGGAGGAGAGGUUUGGAAUUUGAAGCAAGGCCUAAUAACUUGGCACAGGUACAGCGGCUUACACCAGAAAGAUACUUGAAAUCUCGGGCUAGUUCAUACUGCGAUUUACAGUGCUCAGUUACACGGAGUAGCCAAGCACAUGACUCCCAGUACAGUUUCACGUCAAGAGUUACGGCUGUUCUAAAAGGCUGCCUCGUGUCUCGUACCCUUGACUUUCGCUGUCUGUCUCAGCCAUCUGUUCAAAGAUGUGAGCACCCUGCGACCCAGAGUCAGCCGCUAACUCCCCCACCCGCAACACUGGCCUUUCUGUCUUCCCUUUUCCUCGCUCUCCACCCCACUUCCUACCCCCCCCCCCCCCCUUACCUUUGAAACGGUAAAAGCUGCCGUCAGCGAGACACCGUGAGUGCGUCCCAUGAGUGGGUCUCGGCUGGACGGGAUCCUCUCCUGGCUGAAUGCCCUUGACACGGCCCCACCUCAGGUGUAACACUAAUUGUGCUCUCUGAUCCCUUUCUGCUGCUACCAUAAUGGACAGGUUCUCACCAGCGUUGUCUAUCUGUUGUUGCACAGUGCCGAUGGUAGUCUGUAAGUUGGCGUGAGUUGAUAAGCCAGAGAUUUGUGUUACACCUCACAGCCAGCAGUGACUGACAGCAGAUCCCUGACACCUCCAAUGUGAAUCCUUUAUUUUUUUUUUCAUCUUCUGUACAAAUUCUUGUUCAGGCAAAAACAAACACAUUUUUGCAAGUAGCAAUUUUUUAAUGAAUGUAAUUUUUUUCUGUGAAUGGAUGGUGUAAAUAAAAGGAAGAUUGGAGACGGC